CGCUAAUACGGGAAAAGGGUAAAAGCAAGAAAAAUCUCCCAAAACCAAACAGAUUCAAACCUUUCAAUGGCUUCUUCUACUUUGAUUACUCCCUCUUAUUUUGCUUCCACGACACUUCAUCCCUUCCCCUGCAGCCUUGGCUCUUCAAGGAUCUCAUUCCCUUGGAAAAACGCCUCCUAUAUCCUUCCUAAACCUCUCAAGGCAUUCUCUUCUCCUGAAUCCAAAGUUGUUACUAAAGACACAUGGGAGAAAUCAAUAUUGAACAGCGAUUCCCCUGUUCUCGUCGAAUUUUAUGCAAGCUGGUGUGGCCCCUGUAGAAUGGUUCACCGGAUUAUCGAUGAGAUUGCAGGUGAGUAUGCCGGGAGGCUCAACUGCUUUAUUCUCAAUACGGACAAUGACUUUCGAAUUGCAGAGGAUUAUGAAAUUAAGGCUGUACCGGUCGUGUUGCUGUUCAAAAACGGAGAGAAGCGAGAGUCCAUUGUCGGUACCAUGCCGAAGGACUUCUAUAUAGCUUCCAUAGAGAGGUUUCUGAAGUCGUAAAACAAUGAUAAUAGUCCAUUGGCGAUUCCCCUGGAAAUGUUUAGUUUGAUCCUCUUUGGUUCUCGGUUGUUCUUCAUUUUUCAACUGAAAUUGGUACCUUAAAACUUUAAAUUGUUCUCUCUAUACAACAGGAACAAAAUAUUAUGAAAUGGGACAGUUUACCCUU
Hibiscus syriacus is the source of this 706-nucleotide messenger RNA. Its product is annotated as thioredoxin M3, chloroplastic-like. Gene Ontology annotation, cellular component: cytoplasm. Gene Ontology annotation, molecular function: oxidoreductase activity, acting on a sulfur group of donors, disulfide as acceptor. The coding region runs from base 67 to 540 and encodes 157 amino acids. The record is from RefSeq and is a predicted model, not a curated record. NCBI's taxonomy places the organism in Eukaryota, Viridiplantae, Streptophyta, Magnoliopsida, Malvales, Malvaceae. The transcript is spliced from 2 exons.